AUGACCGACAUUAUGAAGCCUGUGGAGGAUGUCGGCACAGUUGUCGUGAAGGAGAAAUUUCUUGAGGACAACCGACUGGCUAUUGCCCAACACAUGAGCACAGAAAAAUUCCUUGAGACUGAGAAGAAGCUAAAGCGAAAGCUCGAUGUGCGGCUGCUGGCUUGUAUAUGGCUCAUUUUGAUACUAAACUAUCUCGACCGGAGCAACAUUGCAACUGCAAAAGUUGCCGGAAUAUCGGACUCGCUGAGUCUAACGAGCACACAAUAUUCCACCGCCGUCGCCAUUCUCUUUGCCGGCUAUGUGUUGAUGCAGCUUCCAUCCAAUAUAUUUCUUGCCAGACUAAGGCAAUCGUGGUAUAUUUCCAGCUCACAAUGCCGGAGGAUUUUAUGCACUUCGGUUUUUGCUGAGGUUCGUGGAAGCUGCGUUCUAUCCCGGAGCGCUAUUCUUGAUUUCAUCCUGGUGCAAGCGCGAAGAGAUGGCUGGAAUCCGCAGGACCUAGACGGGGCCCGCGGUCUGGAGUCCUGGCGCUGGAUUUUUAUCAUAGAAGGCUCGAUCACUGUCUUCAUCGCACUCUGCUCUAUCACCAUCCUUCCAGACUACCCCAGUAAUACUCGCUGGCUCAGUCCCACAGAGCGAGCAGUAGCCGAAUGGCGGCUAAUCUCUGAUGCUGGACAAGUGGACGAGGUCGACGCUGGGUGGCUGUACGGAUUCAAACGGGCCUUCGCAGACUGGCGGCUGCAUAUCUUUGCCUUGACCCUUCUCCGCAUCCAGGUCGCCAGUGCUACAUCGAACUUUUUCCCGACUAUUGUUAAGACGCUCGGAUUUAACUGGGUUGAUACACUUCCGUUGACUGUUCCGCCGUAUAUUGUGAGCGUGAUCCUUAUGGUUCUCAAUAACUGGUCUGCAGACCGGCUUGGAAAUUCUUCGUUCCAUGUCGUUUGGCCCUUGGUCCUAGCAAUCGUGGGAUAUGUCAUUGCGGCUGCCUCGACGAACACUGGUGCACGGUACUUUGCCAUGAUUGCCAUGGUAGCAGGUGGUCAUGGUGCCAAUCCGGUAUUGGUCGCCUGGACGCAAAAGGUCAUGAUACGGCCAUGGCUUUUGUCAAUGCAUCUGGGAAUCUUGCUCAGGUAUUUCCUUAUCAUUUUAUUGAAAUCGGUUGUUCUUUUGCAUGUUUAA
Messenger RNA from Aspergillus chevalieri, 1176 nucleotides. RefSeq lists its product as uncharacterized. The transcript has 4 exons. Gene Ontology annotation, molecular function: transmembrane transporter activity. NCBI's taxonomy places the organism in Eukaryota, Fungi, Ascomycota, Eurotiomycetes, Eurotiales, Aspergillaceae. The record is from RefSeq and is a predicted model, not a curated record. Gene Ontology annotation, cellular component: membrane. Gene Ontology annotation, biological process: transmembrane transport. Bases 1 to 1176 code for a protein of 391 amino acids.